AUGGCGCGCCAUCAAAACAUCCGAAACCUCGACUACGAGGCAGAACUUGAGGAGUACGGAGCGUUCUCCGAUGAGGAAGAGGAGGAGCUCAGCCCAGAAGACCAGGUCCGCAUGAGGGAAGGCACAGCUCAGGUACUGGAAGCACUUGGUGUUGAGGCACACAAAGUCACAAAGGCGCAGAUAGAAGAGUCGCUGUGGCACUACUACUGGGAUGUUGACAAGACCAUCACCUACCUCAUUUCCAAGUACAUCGACCCGCCCAAGAAGCCUGCCAAGACUGCUCCUCCAAAGACAGCGCCAAAGCAAGAUGGCCUUCUUGGAGGUUCAGGAGCGCCCCCGAAGAUGUCCAAGCUGCAGCAGCUAGCAGCCGCCCGGAAGAAGAAAGCCGAAGAGAAGAGCGCCUCAGGAGAAGUUGAGCAGACACAAGUCAAGAUGACGGAGCUCACUGUCAACGACAACCAAGCAUCCAAGGAGAAUCGUCCGCUGGCUGGCGUGUUUGGCAAGCGGGUAAAGAUAUCAGAGACAACUGCUCAAGGACGCAUCCCUCUCACUAUGGCGGAGCCCACAAGACCCGAAAUACCACAAGCUCAAGCGCCGGAGGCUACUCCAAGUCAGCACCAGGAGGAGGAUCCAAUCGACCCGGAACCGGCGGUGGCACCGCCAAAAGCUCAACCGUCUGCUUUCGCGUCGACUCUCUUCGGCCCCUCAUCGGAUAGUCCCAAGCGCAGACCCCGCGAAGUCCCGGAUGCCUUUGGCAAACCCAGCCCAGAUGACGUGGUCCUUGCGGCUCAGGCGAAAGUCGCCACAGCCGGAAAGAAGUCUGCGAACGUCCACAGCAAAAAAGGGUCAUCUUCCGCAGAUGGCGUGACCAACCAAGUCAGCCAGCUCAAGAUAGACGACACACCCUUGCCAAAGAGCCGCAAUCUCAAUGUGCUCUCUGAAUUUGAAAAGCAGAAGGGUAAGAAGACUGCCAGUUUUGUGGUUGUCGGCCAUGUUGAUGCCGGCAAGAGCACCAUGAUGGGGCGACUACUACUCGACCUCAAUGUUGUCGACCAGCGGACCGUCGACAAACUUCGGAAAGAGGCGGAAAAGAUCGGCAAAACGUCUUUUGCUCUUGCCUGGGUAUUGGAUCAACGCCACGAGGAGCGUAGCCGAGGCGUCACCAUCGACAUUGCUACCAAUCGCUUUGAGACAGAAACUACUUCUUUUACUAUUCUUGACGCUCCUGGCCACCGGGACUUUAUUCCCAACAUGAUCGCUGGCGCAAGUCAGGCAGACUUUGCGAUCCUGGUUAUCGAUGCAAGCACAGGAGCUUUCGAGUCUGGUCUCAAGGGUCAAACCAGAGAACAUUCUCUUCUUAUCCGCAGCAUGGGUGUCUCGAGAAUCAUCGUGGCUGUAAACAAGCUCGACACGGUCAAUUGGUCCCAGGAGAGAUUCGACGAGAUCACGCACCAGGUUUCGGGAUUCUUGACAGCGACUGGGUUCCAGCCCAAGAACAUCGCGUUUGUACCCGUAUCGGGCCUCCACGGUGAUAACCUCGUCCGAAAAUUCACAGACCCAGCAGCGUCUUGGUAUACCGGUAAAACACUGGUGGAGGAGCUCGAGGCUUCGGAACCAAGUGCGAGGGCAUUGGCCAAACCCCUGCGGAUGACCAUUUCGGAGGUUAUGCGCACACCCCAGAGUUCUAUAUCGAUCACUGGCCGCAUCGACGCGGGCUCACUGCAAAUGGGCGAUGCGCUUCUGGUGCAACCAAGCGGCGAGAAGGCCUACGUCAAAUCUCUUCAGGUUGACGACGGAGAACCAGCGGACUGGGCCGUUGCCGGACAGAAUGUGGUCCUUCAUCUCAGCAACAUCGAUCCCAUUCACGUCCGCGUCGGAGACAUUGUAUGCGACCCUGCCAAGCCGAUUCAGUGUGUGGACACGUUCACGCUCAAGGCAUUGGCGUUCGACAUCCUCAUGCCCAUGCAGGUGGAUGUGCACAGGGGAAGACUCCAUGCGGCUGGAAAGAUCGAGGCUAUCGAUGCCAUCUUGGAUAAAGUGACAGGCAAGGUGACGAAGAAGAAACCAAUGAUUGUGAAACCAGGAACGGUUUCUAGGGUUAGGGUCACGCUACACUCAAAGGUACCACUCGAGGCAGGACAGAGGGUCGUGCUUAGGAGUGGUGGACAAACGGUGGCAGCUGGAUUGUUGGAAUGAUUGGGGUGGGGGUGGG
Neurospora tetrasperma FGSC 2508 is the source of this 2212-nucleotide messenger RNA. RefSeq lists its product as uncharacterized. Bases 1 to 2196 code for a protein of 731 amino acids. Gene Ontology annotation, biological process: translation. The record is from RefSeq and is a predicted model, not a curated record. Gene Ontology annotation, molecular function: GTP binding; GTPase activity. The transcript is spliced from 4 exons. Lineage: Eukaryota; Fungi; Ascomycota; Sordariomycetes; Sordariales; Sordariaceae.